AAAUGAGACGUUGAGCGGCGCUCAGACCGAGUCUGUCUCUCCCAACAGAAGAGGGUCUGGCCGGGGGACAAACUCAUGAACCAAGCUGGACGACGGAUAGCGUUAAAGCUGGACUUGUGCGGCCGUUUUCUUUUACUAGUGCAACUGUGUUGUUUUUUAGUAUUUUUUCGUCAACGACUUCACACUGGUGGUUUGUAACGAGACGUCCCAAGUCGCCGGGAUUUCCUCUCAUCUCGAAGUUCCCAAGAUGAACUUCGGUGCGGCGGUCGGGAAACUUUCUGUGUUGGUGGCAGCACUCCUCUUCGGGUUGGUUUGUCACGCAGCAGAACUUCCAGCUGCUCAGUGGUCCAGCGAUGAAUACAAAAACCUCACCCUUCGACAGCACAGAACAUGUGUGGAGAAUGAGCAGUACCCCCACCAGGGAUUCUGCUGCCUCAAUUGCCAGGCUGGAACCUUUGUGCAUAAGGAAUGUGAAAGAGACCAAGAACAGGGGAUCUGUCUCUCCUGUGAGCAUGGGCAGACCUACACAGAGCACUCCAAUGGGAUGAACCGCUGUUUGCCCUGCACGCACUGCCGCUUAGAUGAGAUUGAAACUGCUUCGUGCACCACAACUACAGACACCAGGUGCCAGUGCAGACCGGGAACCUUCUGUGUCCCGGAUCAGGCCUGCGAAGUCUGCAAACGCUGUGCCAAAUGUAAACCAGGAGAGGAGGAGGUGAAGAAGUGCACACCAUUCUCGAACACAGUGUGUCAAAAACGGUAUCCAUCCCCGACCAAAUCCUCCCCGACCCCUUCUGAAACGACUCCUACAGCUCCAGCUGACAUCGUUUUUCCAAUAUGGAUUUCCCUGGUCCUCAUCCUCUCCAUCAUCCUCAUUGGGCUGGCUGUGUGGUGGUUCAAAUGCAAGCAGCAUUCUUGUGAAAUACCAUGUUUAAAGAGCCACAGUGAAUCCAGUGAAAUUGUGAAGAUUCCUAUUGAUGAGAGUGGAGCUACGGCGGAGGAGAGACAGAAUAAUCAGAACGCAGGUCUGGAGGGGGAGGAGUCCCGCCCAGAGUCGAGGCCUCUGCUGCAAGAGACCCAGGGUGGGAUGACCAAGGCGUCCCCGCCCCUUGAAGACGAGGACCGAGGGCUCGGGGACAGUUUGCCGAACACCACAAGUUCAUCUCAAACUAGCCUGUCAGCCCUGCCAACAGCGGCCUCCUCUGGUAACACCCCACACCAGAGCCCAGCUGCCUUCAGACUGCAGCCUGCAGACAUGGAGGAUCCUCUGCAACAUCGAUUGUUGCCUCUACUAGGGUCAGAAAAAUCCCUGAAGAAGAGCUUUGACCUGUUCGACGAGUACCUGGACGUGCGGAUCCACAACAAGUUCUUCAGAAUGAUCGGAGUCAGUGACAACCACAUCCGGAUCGCGGAGAACGGCCCCCCCGGUGACAAAGUGUAUGAACUGCUGAAGAACUGGAUGCAGAAGCAGGGACUUAAAGCCGACAUCAACAACCUGUUAGACGCUUUGCUAAGUAUGGACCAGCGGCGCUCGGCUGAGAGCAUCGCCUCCGCAGCGCUGCGGAAAGGCUACUACAAACACGCAGACACACCCUGAGAAGCUGCAAAUGAAGUAAACACAAAUUACUUAGUACAAGAAAACUAAAGCACAUAGACACUACCGAUGGACAUUGUGUCUCGCAAACAGGCUUACCUCUGUGUGGCAGAUGAGCCACGUAUUCAAAAGCCAGUAGUUUUAAAAAGAAAAAACACAAAAAGGGGAAGGUCAAGCCGUAUUGAUCGGAACUCCGAGGAUGUUGACUACUCGCCAAAUGUGGAGGUGUAAUACUAAAAAUGAAGAAUACCACCAAAGACGACCGUGAAGUGGUGUCACAAAGAGCAGAAUAUCAUGAAGGCGUCAACUUCCGCGUGCAGAAAUGGUUGCAUGUUUUCGUCUCUAAUGAACCGACACGUGUCCAAAUACUGAAAGCUUCGAAGUCUCGGGGAGUGUGUCGCUCGUCUGGUCUUCUACCCAGAUUGAAACACGACCUGGAGUCAAAGAUAUACACUGGUUUGUAGGAGUGGCAUUAGCUGUCACUGAUACUGUGCCUCUUUGUUGCACUGACCUCUGGCACAUGUAGGAUUUAAAACUACAAUCAUGCUUUAUUUGUUGUUUAUAUUCAGGCUUCUCUGAAACCAUAUGUAACAACGUUUUCCUGACUAACAAUCAGAAAAUACUGUCCAUUCGUUCUGACCAUGUGCAGCCUUACUAAUCAUAAACUUUACCUCUCUGAUGCCAUCUGAUGAUCUAAAGCUAUUUAGGUAUCCGUUUGUAUUGUGAUGUCAUAAUGUUCACCGAGCCUAGUGAAUCAAAGAUGUUUUUAAAAUCACGUCACGGUGGAGAAUCAGUCGUCUGGUCUGUUAUAUGUUCAGUGUUACAACACACACGUCAUUUUAGAAGGAGUUUCACAAGCAGUUUCUGUUGGAGCAACUGUUUAUACCUUAGUCCAUCAUUUUCCAUGUAACUUUGAGAACUUCAAGGUCUUUUUUUUUUAUUUAUUGUCAUAUUUAUUGUAAUGAAUAAUAAUUAACUUUCAUUAUUUAUACCAAUGCCAACGAAACAACCCUGGAAAAGCAGCACGCGCCGUGCUUGUGUCGUGUUCAGCUACAGGGCUAAAUGACUGACAUCAAAUCGUUUUCAGCUCGCCGCGCUGUGUUAAGUGUAGCACUCUGGUCCACACUGUCAAUGUGUCAAUGUUUUAUCGUGCCAUUUCUUCACAGCUUUGUAACCUUCGUGAUGAUAAAUGCAGAGGGCGUCAUUUCAAAUUGGAUUUGAGGUGACAUCGAUCCUAAAUAAAUGCGGACUGACCUGUUGAGUCUGACCCAGUAGUGCGUCUGUACGUGUCGGCAGGUACGGAUUGUUUUCUCGGUUAGACUCAGACGAGAUGAAGGAAAUCUUUUCUGGAUUUAAAAAGAAGCUCAAGUUUAUUCCCCCCAUUUUGUCGUUAUGUACAUACAUCCAGAGAGCCUCGCAAAGUGUAUAUGUCCUGUAAAUAUGCAGCUCUAUUAACAAACCAGAAUGAAUAUAUGGAGGAAACGCUAAACAAGGUUAUUUGGCCGUUUUAAACUCGAUUUUGCCCGUUUUUCUGCAGUCUCCUAUGUAUAAAGGAAAGAGUUACAGAGUUAUAUAUGUAUUAUUGCUGAAGAGUGAUGCUACAGUGCUGGCACUGCCAUCUAUUGACGGACAAUGAAAAUACAGCCUGCACCAAUUUCUAGGGACCUUCACUCACUCACCAUUCUCUCUUUUCUAACACAUCCAUUUCUUUGACUUUUUCUUUGGUAUUCCUCUUUCCUGACGUAGCUCAGCAGCGAAUAAGCUUCAGUGCAUGUUUCUUUAACUCUGCUGCAGUUCAUGUGAGUGUAUGUCCUUUUUCUUAAUGAAAGAAUAAUUUCUGUUUUGUUUUUUUUUUUCUUUUUACAUAUUUCAUUACACGUCCUGAGCUGUUCAAUUAACUGCCUUUUUACUUGUGUUAACACAUCCGGCUCAGCGUUGCCCUCAAGCCAUUUCUCCCCUUAGUUAUUGUUUGCUUGUCAUGGAUUUCAGAUAUAAAUUAUGCAAAUACAUCUAAGCUGUUUUUUUUUGUCAAUUUCAAAUAAAUGUUUUGUACAGAUUGCA
Molecule: messenger RNA, 3655 nt
Organism: Acanthopagrus latus (yellowfin seabream)
Lineage: Eukaryota; Metazoa; Chordata; Actinopteri; Spariformes; Sparidae
Gene: tnfrsfa
Product: tumor necrosis factor receptor superfamily, member a
Exons: 10
Coding region: 248-1597 (449 amino acids)
Biological process (GO): TRAIL-activated apoptotic signaling pathway; positive regulation of apoptotic process
Cellular component (GO): cell surface; plasma membrane
Molecular function (GO): protein binding
Source: RefSeq, a predicted model, not a curated record